AUGUUUGAGCGACGAGCGGCCGACCGAUAUCGCCUACGGAUGCACCGGGCUCGCUCCGCAGUCCUCACCAACGAUGAGAUUGUCGAAGUGCGCGCUGCCCAGCGAACUUUUGAGGGCGCCUACGUCCGAACUGCCUUGUCCCAGUUCUCCUUUGCGCUGGUCGUUCUCAAAAUCUUCACCGCCGAGUUCUACAGCAUCGGUGCGCUGUUCGCAAUCUACGGCACCGGGGUCUUGAUAAUUGGUCUCUUCCGGCGCUCUCAAGGCAACCGACAAUUCUUUUCUGUGAUGGGGGAUGACGGCGUCCAUCGACACAAGUUUCGAACCAGUGGGAAUGCGGUCGUGGUCCUGACUGCGCUGAGUAUCGCCGCAUAUGCCUGCUUGAUUGGCCUUACUCUGCACCUUGGCAAAUAA
Penicillium diatomitis is the source of this 411-nucleotide messenger RNA. RefSeq lists its product as uncharacterized. The record is from RefSeq and is a predicted model, not a curated record. NCBI's taxonomy places the organism in Eukaryota, Fungi, Ascomycota, Eurotiomycetes, Eurotiales, Aspergillaceae. The transcript has 2 exons. Bases 1 to 411 code for a protein of 136 amino acids.